Messenger RNA from Penicillium odoratum, 1218 nucleotides. RefSeq names its product putative extracellular exo-polygalacturonase. The record is from RefSeq and is a predicted model, not a curated record. Gene Ontology annotation, molecular function: polygalacturonase activity. Lineage: Eukaryota; Fungi; Ascomycota; Eurotiomycetes; Eurotiales; Aspergillaceae. The transcript is spliced from 2 exons. Gene Ontology annotation, biological process: carbohydrate metabolic process. Bases 1 to 1218 code for a protein of 405 amino acids.
AUGAUCCAGAUCAAUAUGAUCCCACUAUAUCUCAUCUCAUCCCUCCCUCUGACCACCGCCCUCUCACUCCACUCCCCAUCUCGCACCCUCAAUAGUCGCACCUCAACCUGCACACCAGUAGCAGGAGGAACAUCAACAACCGACGAUGUCCCCGCUAUAGAAUCAGCACUAUCAACAUGCGGUGACGGUGGCAUAAUUAUAAUCCCCUCCGGAACAACAUACUACAUCAACAGCGUUCUCGACUUCUCAUCAUGCAGUGGCUGUGACUUCCAGAUCGAGGGAACUCUCAAGUUCGCCUCCGACACAGACUACUGGGAAGGUCGAACCGCCAUGAUGUAUGUCAAUGGCGUAACCGGAAUGACAAUGCGAUCGCUCACCGGGAACGGAGUGAUUAACGGAAAUGGACAAGAUGCAUACGACCUCUUCGCCUCGAACAGCAGCUACGCCCGCCCAACCCUCCUCUACAUAACAGGAAGUACAAAUAUAAAAAUCAGCGGGCUAACCCAGAAAAACCCACCGAAUGUCUUCAACUCCGUAACUGGAUCAAGCAGCAACAUCCAUUUCUCCUCAUUAACGAUGUCAGCAACAUCCAAAAGCACAAACGCCGCCAAAAACACCGACGGCUUCGACAUUGGCUCCUGUACCACUGUGAGCAUCACCUCCGUCUCCGUCACAAACGACGACGACUGCGUAGCCUUCAAGCCGGGCGCGAACUACGUUACAGUCUCGGAUAUUACCUGCACAGGGAGCCAUGGAUUAAGCGUCGGGUCACUGGGGAAGUCGAAUGAUGAUACGGUGAAGAAUGUUUAUGUUUCGGGCGCGACGAUGGUUAAUUCGACCAAGGCCGCUGGAAUUAAGACUUAUCCGUCUGGUGGAAGUCAUGGGGUUUCUACGGUGUCGAAUGUGACGUGGAGUGGGGUUGUGGUUGAGGGGUGUGAUUAUGCGAUUCAGAUUCAGAGUUGUUAUGGGGAGGAUACUACUUAUUGCGAGGAGUAUCCUGGGGAUGCCGUGCUGAGUGGUGUUGUUUUUGAGGGGUUUAGUGGGACGACUAGUGGGAAGUACGGGAGUGUUACUGGGGACAUUGAUUGUGGUGCUGAAGGGAGCUGUGGGGCGAAGAUUAGUGGGUAUACGGUUGUGGCGCCGGAUGGGGAUAGUGAGGUGCUUUGUGCCAAUACGGAGGAUUUGGGGGUUACUUGUACGUCUGGAGCUUCGGGGUAG